Messenger RNA from Drosophila grimshawi, 1139 nucleotides. RefSeq names its product mitochondrial 2-oxoglutarate/malate carrier protein. Gene Ontology annotation, biological process: oxaloacetate transport; malate transmembrane transport; succinate transmembrane transport. The record is from RefSeq and is a predicted model, not a curated record. Lineage: Eukaryota; Metazoa; Arthropoda; Insecta; Diptera; Drosophilidae. Gene Ontology annotation, molecular function: oxaloacetate transmembrane transporter activity; antiporter activity; sulfate transmembrane transporter activity. The coding region runs from base 98 to 1030 and encodes 310 amino acids. The transcript has a single exon.
UAAAUUAAUACAUGUCUAAACUCGAAAUUUGAUAUAUUGAUAUAUAUUUAUAUAUAAAACUCAGCAAUUUGCUGAGCUGAAUGCUAUUUUGGUGAACAUGGUGCAAGAUGGGGAAAAGAAGAAGACGAUGCCAAAUUAUAUGAAAUAUGUGCUCGGUGGCACGGCCGGCAUGUUGGCAACGAUCGUAGUGCAACCGUUGGAUUUGGUGAAGACACGCAUGCAAAUAUCGGGUGCAAGUGGCACAAAGGAAUACAGCAGCAGUUUCGAUUGUAUGGCAAAAAUUUUAAGGUCCGAGGGAUUGUUGGGCUUUUACAACGGAGUGAGUGCUGGGCUGUUGAGGCAGGCAACAUAUACAACAACCCGCAUGGGAGUCUAUCAAAUGGCAUUGGACGCGUAUCGCAAUCGUUUCGAGAAGCCGCCCAAUGUGUUGGGCAGCUUGGCAAUGGGCAUUAUUGCCGGUGCUUGUGGCGCAAUGGUUGGCAAUCCUGCAGAAGUCUCGCUCAUUCGCAUGAUGGCAGACAAUCGACUGCCAGCGGAUCAGAGGCGUAACUAUAGAAAUGUGGGCAAUGCUCUGACAAGGAUCGUCAAGGAGGAGGGCAUCUUGGCACUGUGGCGUGGCUGUUUGCCAACUGUGGGUCGUGCCAUGGUCGUGAAUAUGGUUCAAUUGGGCUCCUAUUCGCAGUUCAAGUCGGCUUUUAAGCGCCACAUCGACGAGGGUCUUGGGCUACAGAUUGCGGCGAGCAUGAUGUCGGGUCUGUUGACCACAAUUGCCUCGAUGCCGCUGGACAUGGCCAAGACGCGCAUCCAACAGAUGAAGUUCAUCGACGGCCGGCCAGAGUACACCGGUGCCUUGGACGUCAUUGGCAAGGUCAUCCGGAAUGAGGGCAUCGUAUCGCUGUGGAAGGGCUUCACGCCGUAUCUGUGUCGGAUUGGGCCGCAUACGGUGCUCGCCUUCGUUUUUCUCGAGCAGCUCAACGGAGCCUAUCGCAAAUAUGUCCUGGGCGACAAGCAGUCGGGUUCUGGUCUCUAAAAGCCCUCCUGGUAGUCCUGGUCGUUGUUAUAACUCAUUUUGUUUGUUUUCUGUAUAAAUUAAGGAUAGACUUGGUAUUAAAGUUGCUGAAGUAGUUAUGGAUAACACU